Molecule: messenger RNA, 1080 nt
Organism: Dentiscutata erythropus
Lineage: Eukaryota; Fungi; Glomeromycota; Glomeromycetes; Diversisporales; Gigasporaceae
Source: the annotation of a GenBank genome assembly
AUGUCUCAAGAAUCUUCUGAUGAAGAAUUCGAAAAAUUCGAACCUACUUUGCAAAACGUGUUAGACCAAAAGUCUUUACAUUGGAUUUUUGUCGGAGGAAAAGGAGGCGUUGGUAAUCGUGUAAUCGUGUCAAUGAAAUGUGUAGGUAAAACGACAACAUCAUGUUCUCUCGCAGUGCAGCUGAGCAAAGUGAGAGAGUCCGUUUUACUAAUAUCAACUGACCCUGCACAUAAUUUGAGCGAUGCUUUUGGCCAAAAGUUCACUGAGCAACAAGGUGGAGGAGCUAUGGGGGCUAUGAUGCAGGACCUAGCUUUUGCCAUUCCCGGUGUUGAUGAAGCGAUGGGGUUUGCAGAAGUUAUGAAGCAAGUAAAAACAAUGGAAUAUUCAGUAAUCAUCUUUGAUACCGCCCCUACUGGUCAUACAUUGCGGUUUUUGAGCUUUCCCGGUGUGUUGGAAAAGGCAUUAGCAAAAAUUUCGCAAUUGAGUGGACGAUUCGGGCCAGUCUUUCAGCAAAUGUCUGGUAUGAUGGGUCUUAAUGCUAAUCAAGAAGAUAUGUUUGGAAAACUUGAAGGAAUGCGCGCCAUUAUUACAGAAGUGAAUAAUCAAUUUAAAGAUCCGGAUAAGACUACAUUUAUUUGCGUGUGUAUUUCCGAGUUCUUGUCUCUCUAUGAGACAGAGCGAAUGAUUCAAGAAUUAACUACUUAUCAUAUCGAUACUCACAAUAUCGUUGUAAAUCAAUUAUUAUUUCCACGGAAAGAUUCUAAUUGUGAACAGUGCCUAGUUCGGCACAAAAUGCAACAAAAAUAUUUAGACCAAAUUUAUAAUCUUUAUGAAGAUUUUCAUAUUGUUCUAAUGCCGCUUUUAACAAAAGAAAUACGUGGUACACAAGAUAUCAAAGAGUUUUCUGAAAUGCUAGGUCGGAAAGAGAAAGAGUAUCCACCUGUUAAUAACAAUUGUAUGUACAAACACUCUUCAUAUAUUUACAAAAGUAACAAAUUGAAUGUACAUUCUAAACUUCUAAGUGAAAGGAUGAUUGUAUGGCUUGAGUGUAUGCGUGAAAAAGGUGAGAAAAGCGAAUAA